CCCACUAGUGCAUUAGGAGAUUGCGCCCUACUAUGCCCAGACUCGGUGUGCGAGAGCAUUUGAGAGCGUGAGCGCACCAAACGUUGGCAGGCAGUCAGUGAAACCGUUACAAACUUACCGUUACCCUGCGACAAUCGCAAUUAUUAUUCAAUUGGCAUUUGAUGACAACACUCGGGAUAACGGGACGGCUGGCUACACAGCAAACCAGCAGUUACAGAGCAACAUAACUAAACAACAACAACAACAAGAACAAACUAAAACAUUAACGCAGACAGCAAGCGCCUCUUAGUGUGUGUGCGCGUGUGUUAGUGGGCGUUGGGCGCACCACUUUGCUUGUUGUUGCUGCAACAAACUCGACAAUUCAUCGGCGUCGCCGUCGCCAAACACUACUCGUCCUCAUCGGGUGCGCGUGAGCGCCGACUCUUCGCUGCCGACCGACUGCUGGCGCUUGUGACGCUGUGUUGGCCAUAUUUCAUAUGACAGUGUGUGUUGUGGCGGCCAACAGCCAGCAGCUGGCUGUAGCAACAGAAAAGCUUAGCUAAAGCGUUAAGUGUACGGAUUUUCCAUAGGUUGUAGUGUAGACGCCAUUUUUUCACUCAGCCAACGCGCAAGUGUGUGUAUGUGUGUGUGUGAAACGCCGCUGUACAAGUGUAUGCGUGUUUGGGUUCUAAGGAAAAAUAUCUAUAUAUUUUAUUAACGGCAGUGGUGCAAGCUUGCAGCACAGCACGCCGCUGCGCUCAUAAGGAGGAACACACGGCACAAUGCGGAACACUUACUUUGGUUUUGGUAGUGUAAUGGCAAAAGUGACGGGUAACGGUAACGGCGUCGGAGUCCGAAAAAAUAACGGAGUCUGAGUGCGAGUCGAUGAGACGCUAUAACGGUGCCACACAAAACGUUUUCUGCGGCAAAGUGUGAGAAAAAAUUUGUGUUGUGCACAGAAAAAAAAAAGAAAAAGAAAGCAGAAAAAAAUCUGAAGUAAAAAUACUGUCAAAGAAAAACGGCAUUGGGUGGCACACACAAAGCGGCUGCCUGCCUGCCUGCCUGCUGUAGGCGCCACAAACGCUGGUGCAUAAAGUUGGUGUUUGGCAUUUUUUAUUUUAUUUAUUUUUAUUUAGUUCAACAAAGCAAAGCUUGCAAUAAUUCUUGAAGUGCAGCAAAGGCAUUGCCCACCAAAUAGAAUAGUGUAAAAAUUUUGCAGGCGCGUGGCAAGGACGACAGCAGCAAACAUGUCUUUGGCGAUGUUGUUUUCGACGACCCGUAUUUGUAGUUGUAGCAGCAUUGCAACGCGCACAUUCGAUAAGCCAUGGCAACAUUAAUACCGUCCUCAAAUGUUGAGGCCGCUUAUGAAGAUAUGUUUAAAGAAAUCACAAGAAAAUUAUAUGGGGAAGAGACCGGAAAUGGUUUACAUACAUUGGGCACACCGGUUGCGCAGGUGGCGACCACGGGGCCUACAGCACCCGAAGGCGAACGCUCAUUCACGAAUUUGCAGAUUGAUCGCAGCGCUGCGCCCACCAUCGAAUACGAGAACAAUGCCGCUAAUGCAGUCAAUGCAGCGGCAACAGCUGCUGCUGCUGCGGCGGCGGCAAAUGUUGUAAUCCAACAACAACCCGAGGGUUCUGUGGUCGUCGCCACAACAGGCGGUAAUUUCAAAUCGGAAGACCACUUGAAUACGGCUUUUGGCCUGGCGGCGCUAAUGCAAAAUGGUUUUGCUACCACCAACGCCACUGGCAACGGUGGUACGGAUCAGCAACAACAACAACAACAACAGCAACAGCAGCAACAACAACAACAGCAGCAGCAGGCACAAAUUGUACAGUGGUCGACACCGACGGCAACAGGUGGUAAAUUGCAGAGUUAUACGGCUGCCAAUCAACAGCAACAACAGCAGCAGCAACAACAACAACAACAAAUGCAGCAACAAGUUGGCACAUCAAAGUCAAAAUCUAAAAAUCGCAACGAUUCUACCACCGAAGUGAUCUACACUAGUCCUUCAACCUCCGGCAACACCAUGAAUGCCGGUCAGAACCAACAGCAGACCACACCUACAACAUCGAACAGCAGCGGUACGGUCACCAGCUCAAGUGGUGGCAAUAGUCGUAAGAAGUCACACAACAACAACAACAACAACAGCAACAACUCUCAUAACAACCACCAAAAUGGCAAUAAUGCCAACAACAACAAUGGCGGUGUACAAGUGCAAAAGCGUUACGCCUGCACCCACUGUCCGUACUCCACCGAUCGGCGAGAUCUUUACACUCGUCACGAGAACAUACACAAAGAGGAGAAGCCCUUCCAGUGCUUCGCUUGCCUCAAGCAAUUCAAUCGGGCCGAUCAUGUGAAGAAGCAUUUCCUGCGCAUGCAUCGCGAAUUGCAGUAUGACAUCAAUAAGACGCGACGUCACGUACCCUCGAGCACGUCCAAUAAUGGUGGCGCCGGCGGCAAUCAGCAUGCUGGCGGUCGUGGCAACGUCACCAUCACUUCGGCAAAUACACAACACACAAACAAUACGAUCAACAGUUGUGGCUCACCCGAGCAAAAACCGAACAUCAUAUUCCAGGGCACGAACGUACAACUGGACAAUGCAUUCCUGGAAGCGCAACGCCAACCGACAUCGUCGAGCAUGAGCAUUGCGGAGACCAUCGAGGCGGUGGCCAGGGCUGCCGACGCACCCCUGCCACAACUCAAGCAGGAGAAGCAAGAUGACAUCGCUGUCGGUGGUGGUGUCGCCGGCGCUAAUGGUGGCAUUGUUUGCAACUCUGGCGCUGCUAGUGGCAACCUGAAACCGAAGCGUGAGAAACGUUUCACCUGCUGUUACUGUCCGUGGUCCGGCGCGGAUAAGUGGGGCUUGAAGCGUCAUCUGAAUACCCACACAAAACCGUUCGUCUGCCUGCUGUGCGACUACAAGGCGGCGCGCUCCGAACGCCUGGCCACUCAUGUGCUGAAAGUGCACAACAAGCGCGCCUGCAACAAGUGCUCCUUCCUCGGCGACACGCAGGAGGAGUUCCAAGCGCACAUCAACGAAGUGCAUCAUACAACAAAUAGUGGUGGUGGCGGCGGUGGCAGCUCAUCCACUUCCAGCAAUCAAGGUGGCAACGUUGGCGGCGGUGGUUCGGUAACGAUUUACACCACAACAACAACAAAUGAUAAUGGCAGCGGUAAUAUUACCGGCGGCCCCCUACAGGAAAUCAUUGUAAACCCCACAUCGAUGGUGGGUUGGCGUCUGAGCGCCAAUGGUUCGCUAAUACCGCCGCACGAACUACUCACCGGCGGUUUACCGAAUGCGGCCGCGCAGAAACGCGGCUCAGAGCGAUUAUUUCAAUAUCUUGAGGCAGACGGAAGUGAUCCGGAAGACUAUGCGCGCCUACUAAAAAUGGACGCCAUCAGUCGCAAUACCGCUUCAGUCGCUCAGGAUUUUCAUAAGGCGGGAGGCGUGCAAGAGUUGAAAAUGCCAGCUAAUCAUCAACUCCUGUUCAAUAAUAAACUGCCUUCACAAUGGACGACCAAAGAGGCUGCGGCGCUACUCCAUUCCCUAAGCAACAACAGCAACUUUGCCAGCUAUCAGCAACAACUGCAGCUGCAGCAACAGCAGCAGCGUAUGAAGUACCACAACGGCAGCAACAACAUUAGCAAUCAUAUGCGUCGGCGACAACACUCGACGGGUGACGAUGAGAAUACACCAUCGUCUGCCUCAUCGACCGCAUCGUCGAGCGAUGGUGGCGCAUCACCGUUGAAAGGUGGUAGACAGUAUACGACUAGCGCUGCAACAGCAGCAACAACAAACGGCAGCAGUUACAGUAAUAGUGAGCAGAGAAAGGCGAUGUCGGCAUUCUUGAGCGAAAACUUCGAUUUGCAGGAGACAACAGAGAGUGCAAUCGAAAUGAUGGCGGCCGCAGCUGCAGCAGCAACGGCGGCUAGCAGCAGUAACAAUAACAGCAGCAACAACAAGCGCAAAUAUCAGCAGCAUCUGGACAAUGAUGAAGAUCAAGAGAAUCAAGAGCAGCUUAUUAGAUCGCCUCCCGCGUAUAACAACAACAACAAUAACAACAAACAAAACAACCACAACCAACAUACGAGAACACGAACGCUCAACCAACGUACCACGAAUGCCGCGCACAACAACAACCGCGAACAUCGUCUUGAUCUGCUACACUCGGAUCGCGACAACAAGGAGAACAACAAGCAAAACGCUGCUGCCACCUUCCUCACCAAUAUGGAGUAUCAGAAUUUGAAUAAGGUCAGCACGCAUAUACAAAACUAUGUCAAGGACAUAAUCAAUAAGUAUUACGCCGAGACGCCGCUCAUGUACCCGGCGAUGCCAACGCCAACGGAGACCGCGCAUGAGAGUCAACAACCCGCGGAACUGCAGGCAAAACCCGCACCCUCACAACGCAAGCGCAUGCUUAGCGAGACAGAGGAGUACAUCGAGUAUUUGCGCAACAAAGAGGACAUAACGCUGACCAUCACGCCGAAGGUGGGCAGUACGCACAAGCAGCGCCACACUAGCACCUCACAACAAUCCAACCAGCAAAGACAGAGUCCCGCGCGACAAGCGUUGUUGGCCACACCAGCCGUCACGCUGGCGCCUAUCGCACCCAUCAUGUCGCAGCCCCAACCUAUGCAACCGCUGCAGCCACAGCCAGCGCAAACGCCGUCGCAGUCACAGAAGCCACCCAGCAAGCGCCGCAAGUCGCUUUCACAAAUAGCCACCUUGUUGCCCUUGCUGGCGGACGCCGCCUCGCAGCAGCAGUAUCUCACCGCGCCACUGGACUUCAGCAAGAAACCCACGCAUGCCGACGAGGCCACAGCCGCACCCACAACUAUGCCCACAUCAACUGCGCAGCCCGCCGUCGCCGUGUUGCCAAAGGCCGCGCAGGUCUCCGUUAUACAAACGGCACCCACGCAACCGCAGCUAGCACAACAACAGAGCGCCGCCAAUGACAAGCGUUCGUCGCGCAAGCAAGCGCAGCCGAAGAAAAUACGCGCGCCGCCAGAGGUGAUAGUCGCCAUGCUGCGCGACAAGUACUUGAACCGCAUGGUGGAUCACAAGCUGAGCUGCCGCGCGUGCGCACAAGAUAAGCGUCGCGCCGCCGCAAUGCUCGUCUUCAACUACCACACAAAGGGUUCGCUGGCGUUGCACAAACACUGGAAGCAUCGCGCGAAGAAGCAACGCUGUGGCCAUUGCAUGCAGGCCUUCAAGCAGAGCAGCAGCCUCAUCGUACAUACUGUGCGCGCUCACCCCAAUGUAGUGCAGAAGCAGCGCCGUGGUGUGAAGAAAGUGUGUGACAAGUUGAAGCAGCAACAAAAGAAGAGAGACAAGCAGCAGCGUAGACUGGCGAAAAAGUGCAAGAAGACGGCGUUGAGAACGUAGAGCGGUGCUGUCAGAUACGCGCUGGUGUUUGAUAAUUGAAUUUGGCAGUUUAACUUGUGUGUGUGUAAACUGAUAUUAUACCAGCUUAGCAACUUAUGCCAGGUUGAAUUGAAUCUUAGUGGGUGUAAAUUGAUUAUUGAGUGGGCGCUGCAUUUGUAUAUUAUUUCACAGCGCCGCACACUCGGGUAUUCGUUGCAAGCAUUCAAUGGUGACGCAUUUUAAAAAACUUAAAUUUUCUAGUGAAAUGUGUAUUAUUAGUUUUUAGUCUUACGCAUCGGUUUUGAUAUUGUUGUUGUUGUAGCAUACAUAAAACAUUCCUGUAAUAAGUCAUGUCAGGGUACUGUACUUGGCAGGGCAUAAAUCCCUAUAAGUUUACUUAAAAGGUGCUGGUAACGGGUUUUAUUUCAUCAGUUCAGCUGUUGAUUUAAAUAUUGUAUGCGAUUUCGAAUUUAAUUUUUUACUUUCUAUUGUCGCAGACAAAGUCAUAAAGUAAAUGUAAAUAUUACUUUUGAAUAUUUUGUAUAUUUUCUUGAUUAUAUUUUCAUUAAAUUGCUAUUUAUUUCUUUCAUAUUUUAAAGUAUUAUAAUUAAAUAUUCUUUUGUAGAAAAUUUAAUAAUUUUGUAUUGAAUUUAAACUUAAAAUCUUAUAUUUUUUAUAAUCAAUGCGGUGUUACAAUUAUAAUACCGUUACUUAAACGGUAUACCGUCUUAAUAAUAAAAACCAAUAAACAAAAAAUAAUUUUCAUUUCUUAUUUUUAUUUUUAAUUGUUUUUUGAAUCAUAAAAAAUAUAUGUUUUUUUUUACAUGCUUUGAACUACCAUUUUUGAGGUUUCUGAUUCAAUUACACUUGUGUAAAGAAAAAUUAAAUACAAUAUAUAAAUUCAUAUUUAAUACAAAUAUAAUUUAAUUAUUAUUUAGCAUAUUAAGCAUUUUUUUUAUAAUUUUUCUCAUACAAAAUUUGUAAAUACCAGCAAUGCAUAAAAGCACAACAUUUUAAAUCGAAUACUCGAGCCAUUUAUUUUAGAUAUUUUUGAUGAUUAUGAAACGCUAAAAGACGUACUAUAAUUUUUACACAAUAAAAAGCUACUUAAUUCAUAUGAAAUAUUUAUUAAAGUAAAUAUUUUAUUGUAUUUUAAAUAAAGUGAAAAAAUACAGUCACACACAAAAUAAAUGCAUAUGCGUUUAAAAUUUUUUAAUAUUUUCCUAUAAUUUGUUUCAAUUGCUACAAAAUGUACGAAUCUAAGUUACUUACUUUUAAGUUAUAAUGUACCUGAGCUAUGUUUUCUCUUAAAACUUAAACUAAACAAAAAAAAUGAAAACUGCUAAUGCAGCGCAUAUACAUAUGUAUUACAUUAAUAUUCAAAAUGUGUAGAUUAAAACAUUUCAUACUUAAUUAAAUUAAAUUAUAUUCUAUUAUUAUUAAAUUAAAUUUAAUUAAAUUUGUUAAUGCUAAUAAUGAUUACAAAAUACACAAGUAUCUAUUGCCUAUGUAUAGUUAUAGUUAAUGUUUAAACGAAGCUUUAAUUUGCCAACUUCAUUGAUAAAAAAAAAUAUUUAAAAAUAAUUUAGAUACUUUAGCGAAAGUAUUGACCUCAUUAGCUAUUUAAUUUCAUAUAAAUAUUAAUUUAUUAUUUUGCUUUAUAUAAAAAUAAAGAUGAAAAGCAAAAUGAUAAAUUUAUGUUGCCAUUUGUCAACAGAAAGUAUAUAAACACACACAAACAAUUACAAAAAUACAGCAUAAGUAACAAAAAAUUUUAAAACUAAAGCAAAAUAUGGUUAGGUUAGUUCACCUAACCUAACCUAAAGCAAAAUAUGACAAAACUCAACACAAGUUUACUGCAGAGAAUGCCACUUUGUAUACCAAAUACUCAAUAAUAUGCCAAGGCACUAAUUUCUUUAGCGCCAACUUGCCACAAAUGCAGUUUGACGGAAACUAACCUAAAAUUGCAAAGAAAGAAAAAACACGAAAACAAAAAUCAUAAACAAUUUUAAGUAAAAAAAUUGUGAAUUCCAAAGCUACACUGCUUUAUACUCAUUCGAUUGCCUUAUUUUUACAUUUUUAUUAAAGCUAAUUUAUUAUUAAUUAAUUUUAUUAUUAUUAUAUAAAUUGUAUGCUUUAAGUCACCUUUAAGUCGCCUUUUAUUGCUUAAAAUAUGCUUUAGUUGAUAUUAAAAAAAUAAAAAUAAAAAAUACACGCAUGUAUGCAACAAUUCUCAAACUUAGUGAUUUUAACUCAUUAUACACAAUUUAGUAAGAAAAAUACAAAAACAAAAUUUAAAAGAAAGUAUAAACUUGAUGUAUGUAGCACUUAGUAAGCGCAAGACGGAACGCGAAUGUAAUGGACUGAAAAUUAACAACAAAAAAACUUUAACUAAAACUAAACUUAUAUUAAAGCAAAAAAGAAU
Zeugodacus cucurbitae (melon fly) is the source of this 7772-nucleotide messenger RNA. It is a transcript of the gene chn, whose product is annotated as protein charlatan. Gene Ontology annotation, cellular component: chromosome. Gene Ontology annotation, molecular function: chromatin insulator sequence binding. The record is from RefSeq and is a predicted model, not a curated record. Gene Ontology annotation, biological process: regulation of transcription by RNA polymerase II. Bases 1304 to 5368 code for a protein of 1354 amino acids. NCBI's taxonomy places the organism in Eukaryota, Metazoa, Arthropoda, Insecta, Diptera, Tephritidae. The transcript is spliced from 6 exons.